CGCCUGCUCCGGGAAGCCCCGUCUGGGGGCCAUGGGGGCACAGGUGAGGCUGCCGCCUGGAGAGCCCUGCCGGGAAGGCUACAUGCUAUCUCUCGUCUGUGCAAACUCCUCCCAGGCCUGGUGUGAGAUCACAAAUGUGUCACGACUGCUGGCUUCUCCUGUCCUCUACAGGGACCUGAAUUCCAGCUACAGGGACCUGAAUUCCAGCAUAAGCAACUUGAUCAUUUCUGCAAAUGUAGAAAACAGAUACAGUCUGUAUGUAGGCCUAAUGCUGGCAGUAAGUUCCAGUAUUUUUAUUGGCUCCAGCUUCAUACUGAAAAAGAAGGGCCUCUUGCAACUGGCAAAGAAGGGCAUUACCAGAGCUGGACAAGGUGGACAUUCUUACCUCAAGGAAUGGCUCUGGUGGGCAGGAUUACUCUCAAUGGGAGCCGGAGAAGCGGCGAAUUUUGCAGCUUAUGCUUUUGCACCGGCCACCUUGGUCACCCCGCUGGGUGCUCUGAGUGUGCUCGUAAGUGCGAUAUUGUCUUCCUAUUUUUUAAAUGAGCAACUGAACAUUCAUGGCAAAAUAGGCUGCAUAUUAAGUAUAUUGGGGUCAACUGUGAUGGUUAUCCAUGCCCCACAAGAAGAGGAAGUCACUUCUUUGCAUGAAAUGGAAAUGAAAUUGAGAGACCCAGGAUUUAUUUCCUUUGCUGUGAUCAUAACUGUGAUCUCGUUGGUGCUGAUUUUGAUCGUGGCUCCCAGGAAGGGACAGACCAAUAUAUUGGUCUACAUUUCAAUCUGUUCAUUGAUUGGAGCAUUUUCAGUUUCUUCUGUCAAGGGCCUGGGAAUUGCCAUUAAGGAACUAUUGGAAUGGAAGCCGGUUUAUAAGCACCCACUGGUCUUUGUUUUGUUAGGUGUACUCGUGCUUUCGGUGACGACACAGAUUAACUAUCUCAACAAGGCACUGGACACCUUUAACACAUCUCUUGUGACUCCCAUUUAUUAUGUGUUCUUCACGUCCAUGGUAGUAACUUGCUCCGCCAUCUUAUUCCAAGAAUGGUAUGGCAUGAAAGCUGGAGAUAUCAUCGGGACCCUGAGUGGGUUCUUCACCAUCAUCAAUGGCAUCUUUCUUCUACAUGCUUUUAAAAACACUGACAUUACCUGGAAUGACCUGACAUCCACCACACAGAAAGAAGUCCUCUCGCUGAAUGGCAGUGAAGACAAAUACGUCUUACUGGAGCACACAGAAUAUUCAACCCCAGGAUACAAUGAUGACAUUACUUUGUUUAGCAGGAUUGACGAUCAAAGUCUCUAGAAACCCCAAACUUUAGCCAAUGUAAGACACUUGGAGAGGACAAGAAAUACCUAAUUCUUAGAAGAACUAUUAGGAAAGCUGACGUUUUUAAAGUUCUAACUAAUAGUUUAGAUGUGAGCCUCCCCCCACCCCCCCAAAAAGCCUCGAUUUUAGCCAUCAAAUUUGAAAACCAAGGUUUGGAUCCUCCUCCAGAGGACUUCCAGUGUUUUUCAUUUCUACAAACUUGAAACAUUCCCUGAGCACAAAAGAAGUUCAAGAGUUACAUGGGUCUCUGAGUUACUCUUCUGGUCGCAAUAUAUUUGGCUGUGCCAGGUGGCUCUUCAUUUCUUUGGCUGCUGUUCGUAGUAAUUCAUAGAUAAACUUAGCUAUGUGCUGAUAAGCAGAACAUCAGCCAUCAUUCUCUGAUGAGUCAUCGUUUCAAAUUAUUAAAACUGAGACGCGAGAUCACUGAUGCUCCCCCCGCCCCUUCCAUACCUUCUUUCUUUCUAAACUAGAUGAAGAGGGGAAUGCGGAAGAAAAAAUAGGCCUGCUUUGGAAAUCCGCUCCUUGGUGGGUUAGAAUGCACAAGACACAGUCCGUGAAGAGCUUAUGAAUUGUAAUUUAUUAGCAGAUCAUAAAAACUUACUACCAAUUCAAAAGGGGAGAAUAGAGGAAGGAGAGAAAUACUUAAGUGAAACAGUGUUUUCUCUUUUCACAAAAACAAAUGCAAACGAUUCGUUUCAAGGGUUCUUUUAACUCAAACCUGAACAACGUGAGACAAAAUUGAGUUUCUGGAGAAGACCAAAUGAUUUAAGCUUUGGAGUUCCUUAUAUUCAUGUUGUCCCUUUCUCUUACUAUUAUCCCAAAGGUCAUUUUCCCUGUUGACAUAGAGACUUUUGUAAAGUCUAUAAAUGUAAAUUGGCACAUUAUUUUAAUAUUAUAUUGUACACUUAGGUUUUUCUCAACUGUCUGAUUCCCAAAGGGUAGGCUUUUGGAAACAACUAGAAAAAUCUUUGUAAAAACCUGAAUGAGUUAUCGUAAUUAUUCCCUUGAAAUUUGGCACUUUCAUCCUUAUCAAGAAAAUUAUAAUUAGUUACUAAUCUUUACAAAAAUAUACAUAUCCUACCACAAUAAGUGGCAGACUGUCUUUUUCUGUUGAAUUUCAUCCUGACCAUGUUUUCCAUACAUUUUGUUGACAAGUGUUUUGGGAGACUAGGAAAGGAAGUUAACUUCCUAGAAAACAAAAUAUUAAGACCUCAGGGACUACUACAGGAAAAUACCUUUUGCUUAUUAAAACUUACACCCAAUUUUCCUGUCUCUAAGCACACAGCAGGAACAACAUUUUUGGUAGCCUUUAAUGUAUAUGGACAGGUAUCUUAUCACUCAUUGAUUUCAUGGGAAAGAAAUUACCUAUUUCUAGACUAAACUUAUUUCCAUCCAAAACAAAACAAAAAUCCUAACUAAAAAGUUACGAUAUUAGAGGGGGGAAAAAAAAGAACAAAAACCCUUCAGGUUGAUUGGAUUUUUCUGUUCCAACAGAAUGUUUCAUUUGUUCGUAAUCUAGGUCAAGUCUACUCUGGGUCAUAAUGAUAAGUUCUAUUAUUUAGAAUUCUAUUAGACGGACUUCAGCAUUUCCCAGUUCUAUUAGCUAUGACUAAUGUUCCCAGGAAUGUCCAGAGAGGACUGCGAAGUUGUAAAGGGCCGUCACCUUCUCUUCAGCACUUUUCAGUGUUGAGUGCAACUCAGUGCGUUCUGAUUUUUGAAAACUGAUAAUCCAUGGAAGACACAUGGGUUGAUACCUCAGAUCAAGUACGUGUUUACUCUGUUGAUUGCUGUUUCACUUUAAAUGUAGAUCAGAUGUAUAAGCUAUGAACAGAAGUUCGCAGGAAAAGUAUUUUCUGAAAAGGUCGUGUUUAAAAAUUGUAAAAAUUCUUUUAAAGUUUUUUCCCCCCUGUUGAAAAACUGUAUUGGUUUCUCUAGGACACUUUCUUAGUGAGGAAAUGAAAGACAUCCACCCCGAGGCUAUGGUGGUUCUCUGCUCUAGUGAAAUUCAGUGUCAGGUAUUUCUUAAUGCCACCUGUUACAAAGCUUUGCCCUUGGUGUAUUGUGCCCAGGCUAAAGAUUUUUGGAACACAAGAACUCACGUGGAUCUUGGAUUGGAAAAUGAACUGGUAUUGCACAUACACCCAGGAGAAAGGCUGAGAAAGAUUUAAUAAGUUGAAGUGUGUUGAGAACCAUUGAAAUAUUUUAAAAACUCUUAAAUAAUCCCUGGUGGGCACUUGCAUCAAAAAACUAAAAUGUUAUUGCCAAUCUAAAACUAAGAAUAAUUUUUCCCAAAUAGGAAGAUAUUGUCUAAGAAGGAAUAAAAUGCUGGAAGCCUAUAUUCAGACUAUGUUA
Messenger RNA from Panthera uncia (snow leopard), 3670 nucleotides. RefSeq names its product NIPA like domain containing 1 (gene NIPAL1). The record is from RefSeq and is a predicted model, not a curated record. NCBI's taxonomy places the organism in Eukaryota, Metazoa, Chordata, Mammalia, Carnivora, Felidae. Gene Ontology annotation, biological process: magnesium ion transport. Gene Ontology annotation, molecular function: magnesium ion transmembrane transporter activity. Gene Ontology annotation, cellular component: membrane. The transcript has 6 exons. Bases 32 to 1294 code for a protein of 420 amino acids.